AUGGAGGUCUUAGAUCAAGCCAGCCGUGGGCCUUUUGGUGCUUUGGAGGUCUUCUGGGGGAUGAAGCCAGGCCUAGCAACGAUUCUGUCGUUUCCGUCGCGCAGAGUCCAGGCCCUGAAUAAAACGGCGUACACCCAGAGCUCACACGUAUACUGGCCUCGGUGGAAGCUAUAUAGUGAAGUCGAGCAGAAGAUGCAGCUGGAUAUUUUGAGUGGUGUCUCGCAGACAUACAGCCAUCUGGCGCCUGUUUGUUCUACAGGGACCUGCGAAUAUGAUGAUUUUGUAACACUUGGUGUCUGCACUGAGUGCGAGGACAUUACGGCCAAGACAAGUCAGAAUUGCGUUUCGGAAGCUUCAGGUCUCAGUGAUGGCUUCCCGGUUGCCGCCAAUUACACAUAUACAUCACCCAGUGGAGCCGAAUUUGUACCCGGCACCCUAGGGAGUGGUUCCCUUAACAAAUCACAAUUCAGCGUGACACAACAACCAUGA
Molecule: messenger RNA, 489 nt
Organism: Penicillium arizonense
Lineage: Eukaryota; Fungi; Ascomycota; Eurotiomycetes; Eurotiales; Aspergillaceae
Exons: 2
Coding region: 1-489 (162 amino acids)
Source: RefSeq, a predicted model, not a curated record